AUGAAAGCAACAGCUUGUGCCCUGCUCUUGGCUCUGGCACUUAUGACCAUCUUCAGUGAAAACCCCAGAAAACUCUGUCUUGGUGAUUGCAUACCUGCUCCUGCCGGGGACUUCACGUUGACUGCAGUAAAUAUAAAAAAGUCACCACCAGGAAAAGAGGGAUUUUGUCAUGAAAUAUAUGCACCAAUUUGUGGAUCUGAUGGCAAAACUUACCCUAAUGAUUGCUUCUUCUGUUUUGAAGUUCAAAAAACUGACAACAAACUUAAAUUUGUUCAUUUUGGAAAGUGUUGA
This is a messenger RNA of Callorhinus ursinus (northern fur seal), 291 nucleotides long. The record is from RefSeq and is a predicted model, not a curated record. NCBI's taxonomy places the organism in Eukaryota, Metazoa, Chordata, Mammalia, Carnivora, Otariidae.